AAAAUGAAAAUAGAAUCAGUGACGGGAACCACAUGUUUACAUCCGGGGCAUCAAAAUGGCGGCGAGAGAUCCGAAAGGUCGUUUUGCUGGCCAGAAAAAGGUGAAUAAAGCUAUUAAGAAGCCGUUAUCGGUAACUUUAGACCAUGUAUACUGUGGACAGAAACCGACAGUUACUCAGGAACGCCAUCGUAGUGACAAACACUUAAAUCUGCCGGAGAACGCUAGUCGAGAUGGUUGGAGGGAUAGAAGGAUUAUUAUCGAGUUGGGUGUGUUACUGGACAAUUUAGAAUAUUGUGAAAAGUGUAAGCUAGGCCCUGUAUCUAUGAAUAAAUACUCUGUUGUUGGGGAGUUAAAAAAAGGUCUGUCAGGUUUCCUAUAUGUGAGGUGCAGCAACUUGGACUGUGAACAUGUAAAUCGAGUCCCGUAUGGAAAGACACACAGAGUAAAAGAGAAAGGCAUGCCUUGCUUCACAGCAAAUACAAAGCUUGGUGUUGCCAUGAUAGAUAGCAUUGGUGGUUCCGGGAAGGUUAACAACAUGCUCUCCACUCUAAACAUAGCCCCGAUUAAUAAGAGGAAUCUGCAAGAUAUGGAACGACGUGCAGGAAGAUUUGUAGAGUCUGUUGCCCAACAAUCUAUUGACACAGCAGCCCAAGAAACCUUUCAGAAAGAAAUGAGUGAAAUUUCCCAAGAGGAGUCCAAAGUUGCUGCAGCCAGCAUGGAGUGUUUAAUAGAAGAUCUGGGUAUUGCAGCAUUACCAGAUACAUCACCAGCAACUAAGUCCAUCUUACAAAGCUCAUUAGUAACAGCAAGUAUGCCAAGUAAUGUGACAGAUAGUGUUGACACCCCAUCUCCCUCACCACGGAGACACAGAAGAAAGUGUAGACCGUUUGGCCAUGGUAGGAGUACGACCAUCCGAAAAAAUCUUCUGUCCAAGUACAAGGCCAAGAGUCGAUAUGGUAUGUCUUGCUCUGCUGAUACUGCUUGGCAGAAACGUGGAUUUGACAGUCUAACGUCUCAUACAUUCUUUAUGAGUUCUUCAAAGAUGGGGAAGAAGAUUGUAAAGAGCGUCAUCAGCCACCGGCAGUGCACAACCUGCAACUGGUGGAGACGUCACCGACCCGGCCAGCCACUACGGCAACAUCGCUGUGUACGGAACCACUCGGGUAGUGCCCGUUCUAUGGAGAGUGAAAGUGGAGAGAAAGCUAUACUGGAUCUAGCUAAAGCAGGUACCCCGGUGGAAAUCCUUGAAGGUGAUGGUGACAACACUUUAUUGGCCAGACUGAAAAGCAAGCAUGGAAUCAGUCUGAAAAAGAAAUAUGACAAAAACCAUGUGAUCAAAAACUUAGGCAAAAGCUUGUAUGGUUUACAAAAUGAGAAUGGAAUCAAAAUAAGCAAGAUAUCAAUAAGUCAUAUCCAAAAGUGUGUCUCAUAUGCCCUUUCAAAGAAUAAGAGCAAUAUUCCUCAUAACUUCGGUGAUCAUCAGUUAUGUCAGCCAAGGUUUUGUGGUUAUCUAAGGAAUAAAGAUGUAUCCUAUGUUCACCGUUCACUACCCUACAAAUCUAGUUUGACUGGUGAGACAUUGAGAAAACGGCUAGAGGACAUUAUGACACCUUUCAUUGCCAAAGCGAGCCAGCUCAUUGAAUUGGGAUCCAGUCAGCAGUGUGAGCACGCCAACCGUGAGGUAUCGCUCAAAGCUCCAAAGAACAUCUACUAUGGCGGGACUGAGGCUUUAGACUUCAGAGUACAGGCCACAGCAGCUUUUAUCAAUGAAGGCAGGAACUAA
Molecule: messenger RNA, 1783 nt
Organism: Mercenaria mercenaria
Lineage: Eukaryota; Metazoa; Mollusca; Bivalvia; Venerida; Veneridae
Exons: 6
Coding region: 56-1783 (575 amino acids)
Source: RefSeq, a predicted model, not a curated record